Messenger RNA from Esox lucius (northern pike), 3316 nucleotides. RefSeq names its product leucine rich repeat neuronal 3a (gene lrrn3a). Gene Ontology annotation, cellular component: extracellular matrix. Bases 627 to 2738 code for a protein of 703 amino acids. The record is from RefSeq and is a predicted model, not a curated record. Gene Ontology annotation, molecular function: protein binding. Lineage: Eukaryota; Metazoa; Chordata; Actinopteri; Esociformes; Esocidae. The transcript is spliced from 2 exons.
CACACCGGAUCAGAGCCGGCGCUACACAUCUCUCCCUCCCUCUCCUGUUUCUCUUUCCUCUCCUCUCUCUCUGCCACUCGCCCGCGACGAAAGGAGAAGACGACGCAUGUUCUUGGGAAUACACGCGAGAAACCCGCUGCGAUUCGGGUCUCACUCCGUCAAGCUGGACUGCUGCUGGGACACAUACGUGUUGCUGCCAUGACGGGAAUACCUGCCGCUGCUGCCCCACACAGUCAGGACUAACUUCUACUGACGGAAAUUGACACAACGAGCGACAGUGAUUGAGGAUAAUAAUUAUGGAGGCCAGAGUGAUCCGUCCCAAACCAGAGCAGUUCUCCUCGACCCUUCUUGUGCUUCACCGAUCAGCUCCCUGAAGGAUACGUUGACCUUGGCACACCCAGCUUGCCUGACAACCUGGCGCAGGGUAAACUGAAAGGUUCCUCAUCUCCUCCCUGCCAAGGACGAGACGCCGAAGACAACAGGGCCAAAGCUUCAGGGACCAGGCGUCAGCAGAAAUCUGCCUCGUCUCGCUGCGGUAACAAAUGAGCCUUUAUUUGUGAACUUAACCGCGCUAACAGCUGACUCCAUAAGGACCAAUUAGGAGCUGACGGGAAUAGGGGGCCAAGAUGAAGGAGACUGCGUUUGUGGCUUGUUUGCUAGCCGAGUUAGCUCUGACUGCCUUUGUCCUGGCCUCAGAGGGGGGCGCAGCAUAUUGCCCUGCAUUGUGCCGCUGUGAGAUACGACCCUGGUUCUCGCCAAGCUCUAUUUAUGCCGAGGCUCCCACAGUGGACUGUAAUGACUUAGGCCUAUCCACACUGCCGGGGAGAUUGCCCUCAGACACACACGUGCUAUUGUUACAGACCAACGACAUUAUCAGUGUGGAGAAACCUUUGGAUUACCUGGCUAAUAUCACAGAGAUUGACCUGUCCCAGAAUAACAUAUCGUCCGUGAGUGAUGUCCAUCUGGGGUCUCUUCCCCGGCUACUGUCGCUCCACAUGGAGGAGAACUGGGUUCAGGUCCUGUCAGACAGCUGUCUCCCAUCCCUGCCCAACCUCCAGGAGUUCUAUAUUAACCACAACCUGAUCGCCUCCAUUCACCCAGGAGCCUUCCAGGGGCUGGGGAGGCUGCUGCGUCUUCAUCUCAACUCCAACCAUCUGACGGGCAUCAGCAGGGACUGGUUUGAACCUCUGCCCCAUCUGGAGAUUCUGAUGAUCGGGGAAAACCCUAUCGUCAAACUGUCAGACAUGAAUUUUAAGCCCCUGGUUAACUUACGCAGUUUGGUACUAUCCAGGAUGAAUCUGUCUGAAAUACCUGACGACACUCUGGUCGGCCUUGACAACUUGGAGAGUGUCUCGUUCUUUGACAACCUGUUUGACAGAGUCCCCCGGGCCGCUCUGAAGAAAGCCAAGAGCCUGAAGUUUCUGGAUCUCAACAAGAACCCCAUCGAGAGGAUUCAGAGGGGGGACUUUGUGGACAUGAUCCACCUUAAAGAGCUGGGCAUUAACAGUAUGCCUGCGCUGGUGUCCAUCGACAGCUUUGCCCUGAACAACCUCCCUGAGCUGACCAAGAUUGAGGCCACCAACAACCCCAGACUGUCCUACAUCCACCCCAACGCUUUCCACAAGCUCCCGAGACUCGAAACACUGAUGCUGAACAGCAAUGCCCUAAGCGCCCUGCACCGCAGUACUGUGGACUCCCUGCCCAACCUGCGCGAGGUCAGCAUGCACAGCAACCCCAUCCGCUGUGACUGCGUCAUCCGCUGGAUAAACAUGAACCGGACAGGCGUGCGCUUCAUGGAGCCAGACUCCCUCUUCUGCAAAGAGCCGCCAGAGUACCAGGGCCAGCAUGUCCGCAAGGUGCACUUCCGGGAGAUGACGGAGAUCUGCCUUCCGCUCAUCUCACCUGGUAGCCUUCCAGAUCGAGUAAAUGCCAGGAGUGGGAGCUCAGUGACGCUGCACUGCCGGGCCUUUGGAGAGCCAGAGCCUGAUAUCUACUGGGUGACACCAUCUGGGAACAGAGUCCUGCCCAACAGUGUGUCUGAUAAGUACUACGUGCAUCCUGAGGGGACCUUUGGCAUCUACGACACUACUCGGCAUGAGGCAGGGCUGUACACCUGUGUCGCUCACAAUCUCAUCGGUGCAGACCUCAAGUCUGUACUGGUCGUGGUGGAUGGAUACUUUCCACAGCCUUCUGAUAAUGACAACUCUUUACACGUGUAUGUAAAGUCAGUGCAGCCCAACACCCUUUCCGUGUCUUGGGAAAACACUCACGGAGGUCUUGUGUCAAUUAUAAAGUGGUUAUCAGUGGAGAACGCCAAGCAGCCCCCAAUGGCUUACACUGCUAGAGUGCCGUCUGAUGUUAAAGAGUACCAUCUCACCCACCUAAACCCCUCCACCCAGUAUCAGGUUUGUGUGGAAAUCACAAGCACGCAGCUCGGCCACCACAGGGACUGUGUCAAUGUCACCACAAAGGGACGGGCACUGUCUGCAGAGGGCACUGAACAGUGGGACAGAGUAGUGAUGGCAGCCUGUGCUGUGCUUUUUAUCAUGGCUGCUGUGGCGUGCUCGGUCAUAUACACAUCUCUGCAAAACCAGCAUAUUCACAGGAAGUUGACGGUGGACCAGUCCAAGGCACUGCUGGGUCCUAGUGUCCACUCUGCCUCUUCUCUCACAGAACUCUGUGUGGCUGGGGUCAAGGUGAGAGCAACGGUAAUAGACCUGCCAGACAACUCCAUGUAAUCCGAGAAAACCUUGGAACAGGAAAGGGAAUGUACUGGAUUUUAAACAAGGUGAAAAAGUGAUUGACACAGAACUAUGUGAUUUAUGUACUCCCUUUUUAUGAUGAUGACAGGACAACAAGAACUUGGAACACAUCGUUAAAUCAGAAGCCAGUCCCCUCAUGCAUUAAUACAUAACCAGCUAAAACCCAGACCCACAGACUCUUUUAUACAAUUCAAUUGUGUCAUUGCAGCAAAAAAGUUCACAAACAGGUAUCUAGGUUGUGAUGUACUUGGCUUCUGGUCGGUCAUUCAUGCAGUGCAACUGGAAAAAAAGCACAGCAAAAAGACUGUGUUGUCUCUGUCCAUUACUGACUUGUGCUUUAUAAUAACGCCUUGUGGAGAUGUCUUUGUGGUCCACGAUGAGGAAUAUUUUCUGUGCUGUUUAAAAAAACACUCAAGGGCCAGAAGUAAGAAUACAACUCAAACAUACAGUUUAUAAUGGGCAAAUCUUGUUAGACUAGUAGACAAUAACAGUGUAUAUGAUGUAAACAAUUUUAUGAUAUUUUUUUUCAUUAAAAAAAGUACAUUGUCAUUUAA